AUGCUGGGGGACAGGGAGUACGAGGAGUUCCUGGAGCAACAGGUCCAGAGCACAUCUGACAUUUACAGUUUGGCCUCAGCCCCAGAUCACACACAGCUCUCUCCAGGUUCUCUGUUUGUGGCUCUGGCUGUAGGUGGGGUUUUGUUCCUCGUCUCUGCACCUCUGGUUGUGUUUUACUGCAAAAAAAGAGUCAACAGGCCUCAAGUGCUGAGUGAAGAACUUCCUGGUGUCGUCUUUGGAGACAUUCGUGUCACUGAGGGACAAGACAUAGAAGUAAAGUGUCAGUUUAAACUGUCUGGAAGCAAAAAACUCUUCUGUAAAAACGACUGUGAUGAAGAAAGAAACAUUUUGGUGGAGACUUCAGGAAACAGAGCUGAGAAACACAGAUACAGUAUUCAAUAUGAUGAAGAGACCUACAUAGUGACAGUGGGAAUCAAGAAUGUGCAGCUCUCUGACUCAGGACAAUAUCUGUGCAAGUUGGAAAGGUUUUUGUCUGAGACCUGGUGGCCUAUUGAUGGCACCAGUGAAUUUAAGAUUGAAGUCACUAAAGCUCGUUCACCAGUGAAAUCUACUACUCCUCGUGUCCCUCCUGUGAUCCAAACCACAACUGCUGUCAGACCCACACAUAGUCCUGGUCCUAAUCCUGGUCCAAGUCCUAGUCCAGAUCCAGACUGUGGCGCCACCAUCAGACCUGAACAUGAACAACAGUCUGAGGUUGUACAUGGCUCUUCACAAACAGGUAUCCUAAAAGAAACAACAAUGAACAGCUUUAGUUCUCUGUUUGUGGCUCUGGCUGUAGGUGGGGUUUUGCUCCUCGUCUCUGCACCUCUGGUUGUGUUUUACUGCAAGAAAAGAGUCAACAGGCCUCAAGAACCUCAUGUAAACACAGGAGUUCAACAGAUUGUUGCUUCUGGACACUGCAUUUACCAGAGCCUGGACUUGGACUCCAUGGACCCAAACCAGACCUACAGUACUCUGUCUGUCCAACAGGGGGCUCCACCACAUGCACAACAACAACAUGUUCAGAUUGUUGCUUCUGGACACUGCAUUUACCAGAGCCUGAACUUGGACUCCAUUGACCCACACCAGACCUACAGUACUCUGCAGUACUCCCAGCAGGGGGCUCCACCACAUGCACAAACAGAGAUUUAA
Molecule: messenger RNA, 1152 nt
Organism: Periophthalmus magnuspinnatus
Lineage: Eukaryota; Metazoa; Chordata; Actinopteri; Gobiiformes; Gobiidae
Exons: 9
Coding region: 1-1152 (383 amino acids)
Source: RefSeq, a predicted model, not a curated record